This is a messenger RNA of Brassica oleracea var. oleracea, 1119 nucleotides long. RefSeq names its product putative ER lumen protein-retaining receptor C28H8.4. Gene Ontology annotation, cellular component: membrane. Bases 123 to 941 code for a protein of 272 amino acids. Gene Ontology annotation, biological process: protein retention in ER lumen. NCBI's taxonomy places the organism in Eukaryota, Viridiplantae, Streptophyta, Magnoliopsida, Brassicales, Brassicaceae. Gene Ontology annotation, molecular function: ER lumen protein retrieval receptor activity. The record is from RefSeq and is a predicted model, not a curated record. The transcript has 6 exons.
GACAUGGCCUUAUUGUAUGGUUGCGUCAAAGAAACAUGCAUUCUCCAUUGAAAACGAAGACGAAGUUAGUAAUAAUCACACACUCAUAUCAUCAGAGCCAAUAGAGAGAGAGAUCUGAAAAGAUGAAGGCGGAGAAGAGUCCGAUUCAGACCGUGAUGUCGUGGAUUCGCCGGCAGCCACCGAAGGUAAAGGCGUUUCUUUGUGUGGUUACGGCAAUGACGAUCCUCGUCUUCCUCAGGGUCAUUGUACACGAGCACGACAACCUUUUCAUCGCUUCCGAGGCUGUCCAUGCCGUUGGGAUCUCCGUUCUUAUCUACAAACUCACCAAGGAGAAGACAUGCGCUGGGAUAUCUCUCAAGACGCAGGAGCUAACGGCUUUGUUUCUGGCCGUGAGAUUGUAUUGUAGCUUUGUAAUGGAGUUUGAUCUUCACACGUUACUUGAUUCUGCUACGUUGGCGACGACCCUUUGGGUCAUCUAUAUGAUCCGGUUCAACCUUAGACCGACGUAUAUGGAAGACAAAGAUAACUUUGCCAUCUACUACGUUGUAGUCCCAUGUGCUGUUGUGUCUUUGCUCAUUCAUCCAUCUACACGUCACCACAUCAUAAACAGGCUCUUUUGGGCCUUCUGUGUUUAUCUUGAAGCUGUUUCAGUUCUUCCUCAAUUAAGAGUCAUGCAGAACACUAAGAUCGUGGAACCAUUCACAGCACAUUACGUAUUUGCUUUGGGAAUCGCUAGGUUCUUGAGUUGUGCACACUGGAUCCUUCAGGUGUUGGAUACGAGAGGGAGGUUACUGACUGCAUUAGGGUAUGGACUAUGGCCUUUAAUGGUCCUUCUCUCUGAAAUCAUACAAACUUUCAUCCUUGCAGAUUUUUGCUAUUACUAUGUUCAGAGUUUAAUGGGUGGACAACUCGUUCUGCGUCUUCCUUCUGGUGUGGUGUAAGGAGCUUUGUGAAACGGAUUGCUUGAGCUUGUACGGAUGUUUAAACUUUUAAUUUUAUUAGAGACUUUGUGAGAUGUAAUUUAAAAAUUUUGCUAGCAAAGAAGUCUUGGCUAGAAUUAGUACUUUUUACAAUAAUGGCAAUUCUGAUCUUCUUGUGACUCGGUCCACUCGGAGAUCA